AUGCCUCGCUUGCAGUCGCAGACCAUCGCAUCGCGAUUGUUGCAGAAGAGCUUCAGCGCUACUACCGCUGCUCAAUUGGCCCAAUUGGACGCUUCCAAGUUGACCGUGACUAAGACUCAGACCCCGAAGACUAUCACUCCUCCUAAGGAGCUGGUUUUCGGAAAGACCUUCACCGACCACAUGCUCUCUAUCGAAUGGACAGCCAAUGAAGGUUGGCACGCACCUAAGAUCACUCCCUAUCAAAACCUGAGUCUGGACCCCGCCACCUGCGUGUUCCACUAUGCCUUUGAGUGUUUCGAGGGAAUGAAGGCCUACAAGGAUAAGAACGGAGGCACUCGGUUGUUCCGUCCGAACAAGAACAUGGCGCGCUUGAACAAGUCAUCUGCGCGUAUUGCAUUGCCCACUUUUGACGGCGAGGCCCUGACAAAAUUGAUUUCGGAACUUGUAAAGCUAGAUGACCGAUUCAUUCCUGAUGCCCGCGGCUACUCCCUCUACUUACGACCCACCAUGAUCGGUACCCAGAAGACUCUUGGCGUUGGUCCCCCAGGCUCCGCUCUUCUGUAUGUCAUUGCUAGCCCUGUGGGACCCUACUACCCCACUGGCUUCAAGGCUAUCUCGCUGGAGGCCACCGACUACGCUGUUCGUGCCUGGCCCGGUGGUGUUGGUGACAAGAAGCUCGGUGCCAACUACGCCCCUUGCAUUGUGCCCCAACUCGAGGCUGCCUCCCGUGGAUUCCAGCAGAACCUGUGGCUCUUCGGCGAGGAGGAAUUUGUUACCGAGGUCGGUACCAUGAACCUUUUCAUUGCUUUGAAGAAUAAGGAAACAGGCGAGAAGGAGCUGAUCACUGCUCCUCUCGAUGGUACUAUUCUGGAAGGUGUCACAAGAGACUCUGUUCUUGCCCUCGCCCGGGAGAGAUUGGCCCCCCAGGGUUGGAAGAUCUCGGAGCGCAAGAUUCGUAUGGCUGAUGUGGCGAAGGCCUCUGAGGAAGGCCGUAUGAUCGAGGUCUUCGGUGCUGGCACUGCAGCCAUCGUCAGCCCUGUGCGGACCAUCAGCUACCGUGGUAAGCUGGUAGAUUGUGGCUUGAAGGAGACCGAGGAAGCUGGUGAGAUUGCUCUUCAGAUGAAGAAUUGGAUGGAAAACAUCCAGUAUGGAGAGGAGGAGCAUGCUUGGAGUUACGUGACUUAA
Messenger RNA from Penicillium taxi, 1185 nucleotides. RefSeq names its product branched-chain amino acid aminotransferase, cytosolic. The record is from RefSeq and is a predicted model, not a curated record. Gene Ontology annotation, cellular component: mitochondrion. The coding region runs from base 1 to 1185 and encodes 394 amino acids. Gene Ontology annotation, biological process: L-leucine biosynthetic process; L-valine biosynthetic process. Gene Ontology annotation, molecular function: branched-chain-amino-acid:2-oxoglutarate transaminase activity. NCBI's taxonomy places the organism in Eukaryota, Fungi, Ascomycota, Eurotiomycetes, Eurotiales, Aspergillaceae. The transcript is spliced from 4 exons.